Messenger RNA from Pollicipes pollicipes, 1146 nucleotides. RefSeq names its product UDP-galactose transporter senju. The transcript has 7 exons. NCBI's taxonomy places the organism in Eukaryota, Metazoa, Arthropoda, Thecostraca, Pollicipedomorpha, Pollicipedidae. The coding region runs from base 74 to 1126 and encodes 350 amino acids. Gene Ontology annotation, biological process: pyrimidine nucleotide-sugar transmembrane transport. The record is from RefSeq and is a predicted model, not a curated record. Gene Ontology annotation, cellular component: Golgi membrane. Gene Ontology annotation, molecular function: pyrimidine nucleotide-sugar transmembrane transporter activity.
CUCACACCGACUUGGCGGGGUGGUGUGAGGCUCAGCGUCCGGGCCUGGUGGUCGAGCACAACAGUUGGGAGCCAUGCCACUGAUGACCCAGCUAAGAGAGCUUUUCCCUUCCAAAUGGAGCCUUUUCAUCUUCAUUGCUUACAUGGCUCUUUUCAUCAACCAAGGGCUUCUGGUUACUGCCACAAAGAAGGAAGACAACAGUUACAGCUAUAACUCGGUGACUGUAGUUCUUCUGGCUGAGGUCACCAAAUUGUUUAUGUCAUCCUUAAUAUAUCUGCAAGAGCAUAAAUGGCGUGUGCAGGACCUGCUGGAGGAUAUCUGUACGCACAGACGUGCGCUGCUCUACUAUACGGUGCCAGCCGGCCUCUACUGCGUGUACAACAUCCUCACCUUCACCAACUUGGCGGCAUUCGAUCCCACCACGUACUUCUUGCUGCUUCAGCUGCGAGUGGUGGUCACAGGCGUCACGUUCCAGGUGCUUUUCAAGAAGAAGUUGACGUCCCGUCAGUGGCUUUCGCUUUUGCUUCUCACCGUGGGGUGCAUCAUCAAACAGCUGAACACGGGCCCGGCGUCGGCGUCGAGCUCGGACUGGCUCCGGGGCAUCUUCAGCUUCAAUAUAAUUCUCAUCCUAGUGCAGGUGUUCUGCUCCUGCUUCGCUGGCGUCUACAACGAGUACCUGCUGAAGCACCAGGCAGUGGAGGUGCACAUCAUGCUGCAGAACAUGUUUCUGUACGUCGACUCGAUCGUGGCGGCGACGCUGGCUCUCUGGCUCCGCGGCCAGCUGGGCACGGCGCUGACCGGCGAGGCCCUCCGCUCCAUCCUGCAUCCGGCUGUGCUCGCCAUCGUGCUGAACAACGCUUGCAUUGGCAUCGUCACAUGCUUCUUUCUUCACUCGCUGAACUCGAUCCUGAAAACGUUUGCCAGCGCGCUGGAGCUGAUGUUUACCGCCGUGCUGUGCUGGCUCAUCUUCGGCAUCCCGGUGUACCUGAACACCGUGGUGGCCAUCGCCGUGGUGUCCGUCGCCAUCUGUGUGUAUUCGCAGCAGCCGGUACGGAACCCGCCGGCGACAGCAGUCCACACUGCACCCAACCCAGAGCAGGCCCAGUCUCUAGUGCAGCAAAUAUGAGGCUGCGUAGCUGUGUUCAG